Messenger RNA from Phyllostomus discolor (pale spear-nosed bat), 1034 nucleotides. RefSeq names its product aquaporin 1 (Colton blood group) (gene AQP1). Gene Ontology annotation, biological process: renal water transport; hyperosmotic response; carbon dioxide transmembrane transport. Lineage: Eukaryota; Metazoa; Chordata; Mammalia; Chiroptera; Phyllostomidae. The record is from RefSeq and is a predicted model, not a curated record. Gene Ontology annotation, molecular function: ammonium channel activity; carbon dioxide transmembrane transporter activity; water channel activity. The transcript is spliced from 4 exons. The coding region runs from base 79 to 894 and encodes 271 amino acids. Gene Ontology annotation, cellular component: membrane.
UGCCCCGGCUGCCGCGGCUCAGCUCUCGGAGGGAGUCAAGCGCCAGGCAGCGGUCGCAAGCCGAGCCCCCCCGCCAGCAUGGCCAGCGAAUUCAAGAAGAAGCUCUUCUGGAGGGCGGUGGUGGCCGAGUUCCUGGCCAUGAUCCUCUUCAUCUGCAUCAGCAUCGGCUCUGCCCUGGGCUUCAAUUACCCCGUGAAGAACAACCAGACGUCAGGUGGGACCCAGGACAACGUGAAGGUGUCCCUGGCCUUUGGGCUGAGCAUCGCCACGCUGGCCCAGAGCGUGGGCCACGUCAGCGGCGCCCACCUCAACCCGGCCGUCACCCUGGGGCUGCUGCUCAGCUGCCAGAUCAGCGUCUUCCGGGCCAUCAUGUACAUCGUUGCCCAGUGCGUGGGGGCCAUCGUCGCCACUGCCAUCCUCUCCGGCAUCACCUCCUCCCUGCCCGACAACUCGCUGGGCCGCAACGGGCUGGCCUCUGGCGUGAACUCAGGCCAGGCCCUGGGCAUCGAGAUCAUCGCCACCCUGCAGCUGGUGCUGUGCGUGCUGGCCACCACCGACCGGAGGCGCCGGGACCUGGGGGGCUCGGCGCCCCUCGCCAUAGGCCUCUCUGUGGCCCUGGGACACCUGCUGGCGAUUGACUACACUGGCUGCAGCAUUAACCCUGCCCGGUCCUUCGGCUCCGCGGUAAUCAGCCACAACUUCUCGGACCACUGGGUCUUCUGGGUGGGGCCGUUCCUCGGGGCCGCCCUGGCCGUGCUCAUCUAUGACUUCAUCCUGGCCCCGCGCAGCAGCGACCUCACGGACCGCCUGAAGGUGUGCACCAGCGGCCAGGUGGAGGAGUACGACCUGGACGGCGACGACGUCAACUCCAGGGUGGAGAUGAAGCCCAAAUAGAGGGGGCCGGGCCCGGGCACCCCCGUGGGGGACAGGGGCAGGGGCGGGCGGAGGGCGGGGCGGGGAGGAGUCCGUAUUGUAGACACUCUGACAAGCUGGCCACCGUCCCCUUGUCAAAGGUGCGGAGGGACGCGCGUGGC